This is a messenger RNA of Acipenser ruthenus (sterlet), 1112 nucleotides long. Its product is annotated as beta-crystallin B1-like. The record is from RefSeq and is a predicted model, not a curated record. Gene Ontology annotation, biological process: lens development in camera-type eye; visual perception. The transcript has 6 exons. Gene Ontology annotation, molecular function: structural constituent of eye lens. Lineage: Eukaryota; Metazoa; Chordata; Actinopteri; Acipenseriformes; Acipenseridae. Bases 34 to 882 code for a protein of 282 amino acids.
UUUUCCAGCUGGCUGGCCGCUUUCGGAGAUGUGAUGACUGGAGGCUUUGCUGGCUGGACUCUGAUGAUCUGGACAGUUCCAUUGUGCUGGACGCUCAGGCCGCUGCUGUUGCCAGCGUAUAAAAGGGGCCCUGGAGGCAAACAGACCACAAGCUCUAGCAAGACUCUCCAGCAAGAAGCAACUCAGAUUUUCUCUGCAAACCUCAAGAUGUCUCAGACCCCCAAGUCAGCUGCCAGCCAGGGCACCCCUGCACCCAACCCUGCCAGCAAGGCCACCAAGACUGGGGAGCCCAGCAUGGGGUCCUACAAGAUGAUCGUCUACGAACAGGAGAACUUCCAGGGCCGUCACAUGGAGUUCCAGAACGAGUGUGUGAACCUGUGUGACCGCGGCUUCGACAGAGUGCGCAGCGUGCGCAUCGAGUGUGGGCCCUGGGUUGCCUUCGAGCAGAAUAAUUUCCGCGGGGAGAUGUUUAUCCUGGAGAAGGGAGAGUAUCCUCGCUGGGACAGCUGGUCCAACAGCUACAGGAGCGACUACAUCAUGUCCUUCCGCCCACUCCGCAUGGACAACCAGGAGCACAAGAUCUGCCUGUUUGAGUCCACUGACUUCAAGGGAAACACGAUGGAGAUCCACGAGGACGACGUGCCCAGCCUGUGGGCCUAUGGGUUCUGUGACCGAGUGGGCAGCGUGAAGGUGCCCGGAGGAACCUGGGUGGGCUACCAGUACCCCGGCUACAGAGGGUACCAGUACCUGUUUGAGUGUGGAGACUACAGGCACUGGAACGAGUGGUGCGCCUUCCAGCCCCAGAUCCAGUCCAUGCGCCGCGUCCGUGACAUGCAGUGGCACCAGAAGGGCUGCUUCAACUUCACCAUGGCCACCAAGUGAGCACUGCCCCCUGCUGGCACCUCAGACUCAACGGCUCUCAGAGAUCAACAGAACUACCAACCGGCCAGCCAGCCAGCAGCCAGCCAGCAGCCAUUGCAGCUUUCCUUUUAUUUCAAACAUAAUUAUAGCUUGUAAUGAGAAAACGGCGGCGCUGUUAUAACAGAUCAUUCUGUGAGCACUUGAGAUUUUAUUUAUUUUGUGAUGCAAAUAAAAUGCUUUUAUUGAACGGA